Messenger RNA from Spirodela intermedia, 14861 nucleotides. The record is from the annotation of a GenBank genome assembly. Lineage: Eukaryota; Viridiplantae; Streptophyta; Magnoliopsida; Alismatales; Araceae.
AUGCAGCAACAGGUCUCCGCAGAACUGGGCGACGUGGAGAGGAUCUGGUCCGGGUACUUCCCUGAAGAGAUCUUCACUGGAGAAGACAGGAGGGUCAAGCUCGUGGCGGAGCUCACAGAUUUCUUCGUCGCUCCGCAAGCACAGCCGCUCCUCUCUCAGGCACGGAUAUGCCUUUGAUGCGAUUUUACUAGUUGUACCGUCCAUGCUGUUUACUCCCUCCCCUGCUAUCAUACAAAUUUUGAAUCACUGUGAGAUAGGUUAAGUGGGAUGGAAUCCAUUCAGGUUCAACAUAUGUCCCGCUUUAUCCACCUGUCUCGUUCGCGGUUUCGUCAGACUGGCAGGCUGGACGUCAAGUGGGCAACCGGGUUAAUUCCUCAUGUUAGCGUGUGCACUAUUGGUUUCCUCAUGCCCAUACUGGGUGACGAUAAAGUAGUCAGAGUGCUUUUCACUCCUAUGAAGAUAAGAAAACGGCCCAUGGAUGCCAGGCGGAGUGUGAUGAGAACUUAUCAUGGUUUAUUUGUACGAGGGCAACGGGGCUAAGUGACGAUAGAUUAACAGAGGAAGAGAUUCAUAACUGAACACCGAUUAUGAUCACAAGUUAAAUACAACGCGUUUCGGUAAUUUCCCAUGUCCAUGACCUGGCUUCAUUUUUUUUCAAGAGUGAAACAACCUCUGAGUAAGGUGCCCUCGUUCAAUAGUCUAUCUCUGGAUAUUCCAAACGAAUGUAAUCAUAUUUAGAGGUGGAUAUAACUUUGGUGUUUGGAAUGCUAGGCCUAGAUACAGAUACUUGCAAGGGUUUACUGGUUCUCGAUCCAAGAUACCUCAGUAGAAUAGGCUAUGAUAAGCAGUUAACUUCCAAGGAUCAAUGAUAUGAUUUUCCUAUAUGAAUUUCCUGGGGUGCAACUCCCCACCACGAUGUCAUUGAGAAAAAAAUCAGGAGACUUUAAAUUUAUGAAGUUUUGAGAAAAAAAAAAAUCUUUAGAUGAUGAAGAAAUCUACGAAGGUUGUGCAAGGUCGGCGCUUUUCAUGUCUUUUUCAUGAUAACAUGAGGAAUUCCCAGACGCAUACCUUCGUAGAAAACCAAAUUCAUCCAUGACAAUGCGCUAAAAUAAUGCUAACAGAAGCAUUGGAUGAAGAAGGGAUUUUGGGUCUUUUAAGGGAUCUUGUAGCUAACUGUGAUUUCAAGUCUUGCCUCAAUUUAGUGCAUCUACAACUGUUUAUGCCUUUUUCAGCAGCAGAAAUAGUGCAAGAAGUAAUGUGUGUGUCAUAUUCACAGUACUCAUCGAUCAACACGGGCCUGUUUCAAGGUAUAAUGUGACGUUUCUGUUGGCAUAUCUGUGAAAUCCAUGAGAUUCUUUGUGUUCUCUUUCCUUUUGCGUGGUUGGGGACAGCUGAUCAGGAUGUCUAGUUGAUUUUCCUUUUCGAGCUGGAGUACAAGUUUCUGCUUUCAGCUUGACACGAUAAUUUUAUGAAUCACUUUUUUGUCUUGGGCAAACUGAUUAAGCUACUUCUUCUCAUGGAAUAGGUGCAACUUGAUGAUGGUCUCUUUGUUUUACCAAUCGAUUUCCAAUAUCUUAAGAAGACAUGUUUGGUUGAAGAGUUCUACACAGCUCUGGAGGUAGCACCUAAAGAGGCCCUUUUAUGCAUGGGGGCUGCAGUUCAAGUGGUACGUUUUUCCUUUCCUUGUUAGGUUUAUCUUUCUUUCUAGAUCAUACUGAUUUUGUGAUGACUGGGAUUCUUUUCCGACAGGCUCUGCUGCUGAAGAAGAAGGGUUACGACUUAGACCAUACAGAAAAGAUUAACAUUCGUUUGCACAAUCAUCCUGAAUCAUUCACUACUCUCAAAAACUUAAAAGCAGCAUAUAUAGGUGCCUCUUUAUGUCUGUUAAAUUUAAUCGAAUAAGAGAUGAAUGACAGACGUCAAUGCUGACAUUGUUUGAACAACAGGCAGGCUUGUUUCGGUGCGUGGAAAUGUUGUAAAGGCUAGCUGCGUUAGGCCGCUGGUGGAUCAAAUGGAUUUUUCAUGUGCAAAAUGUGGAGCUCUUAUUAGACGACUUUUUCCUGAUGGGAAAUACUCACCACCACUGAGUUGCAGUUUUUAUUCAUGCAAAGGCCGAACUUUUACCCCCGUUAGGUCUACUGCCAGACUUAUAGAUUUUCAAAAAAUAAGGCACGUUGUCACGCAAUCAACUCCUACAUAGACGUUACAGUUAUUAUUACCAUGCUGACUUUGUUAUCAGUUUACUCUGCACAGACUGCAGGAAAUAUCAAAAUCUGGAAGCCAUGAAGAAGGCCGUGUUCCUCGUACUGUGGAAUGCGAACUAACGGAAGACCUUGUCGAUUCAUGCAUACCUGGUGACAUUGUGACUGUUAUGGGGAUUAUUAAAGUGAUUAACACUUACAUGGAUCUCGGAGGAGGUAUUACAGGGACCUCAUAUGCUUGCCUGUUUUAAAGAUUCAUGUUCGAUUAUUUUGUUGUAUCUUAGGUUUUUUUACUUUCACCAUAAACAUUUUAGUGAAGUAUGAACAUUUUCUUUAUUCCUUGAAAAACUUGCAAGGGCACUGGCAUGUCUAUGGCGAUCAUAGUCAGGCACCACUUAAUCAAAUUUUAAUCUUUCAGGGAAGUCAAAAAGCAAAAAUCAAGGGUUGUAUUACUUGUAUUUGGAAGCAGUUUCUGUGAGAAAUUCAAAGUCCCAAUCUACUUCUGAGGUUCUCCAGGUCACUGGCGGUGACACCACAGAAAGAAUGCCGUUUGAUUUGUGUUCUUUUACAAAUAGAGACUUGGAAUUUAUUGUUAAGUUUUCAGAGGAGCAUGGUUCAGAUGUCUUCCGCCAAAUACUUCAAUCAUUCUGCCCAUCUAUCUAUGGACAUGAACUUGUGAAAGGUAGUACGUUUGUUUUGAAUAAAUAUAUUUUCUACAUUAAAUUUGACUUAUUAUUUAGAGGUUAUAAUUUCUUCACAGCAAAGAUUUUUUAAAUUCCCUCAUACAGUGAUGAUUCAGUGAGUUGUUUGACUCAAAAACCAUUCGGUUAUGUCUAUGUAUUAAUCAAGUACACGUGGGCCCAAAAAAUGAGAAGAGGUCCUCAACAUCUAACUUUGCGUUUUGGUUUAUGUGAUGAGUAUGAAAAACUCGGUUGAUCCAAAUUUCGAGCUUAGGGUCAACAUGUUCAUGUUUUGCACAUUGAAUGAUCCUGAACAGCUAGACACCAACACCUUACCCCCAUACGAGUACAGCCAUAGUUUGGUCAAGAGUACACCCAUACGAAUUUUCACAUUUUCAAUUUUAAUGCUAAAAAUCCAGAAGUGAUUUCAAGUGCAUACAUAUAUUCACAGAAUAUCCCCUUACACAGCCCAAAUCUGCCAACUUUUGGGCAAGUGCGUAUCUUCAAGCACUUUGUCAUCCUUCAAUGCUAGCAGUGAUCACAUAAUAUAACUUCUAUAUACCCCCCUCACCUUAUCCACACCACUCUUGCCUGUGUAAUUGAAAUAUCAUAGAAGACUGUUGAAGUUUAUGAGAUACAAGCUUCCGCAUAAAUCCAGAUGGUUUGUCUACUUCUGAGUUUCUUUUCCUCCUGGUAGGACCUUGUUAAUAAAUUUUCAAAUUAUUAGGUCCAAUGCAGCACAGUUAAGCUUUUGCUCUUCUCAUCAAGAGAGGGCUCACUGUUUGGGAAUUUUCCAUUGUCAAUCCUUCAUACCGCACUUUAAGGUCCAUCCUCUGAUGUGAACAUUACUACACCAUCUUUUCAUAUCCCAACCAAUGUAUAUUUUAAAUUUAGGAUUUUUCAUUCUGUUUUGCCUUUAUUUCUAUCAAGAUUGAACUUAUAAUUAUUGGAGAAAAUUGAACUGAAGAAUUAUCUCCUUGCUUUUGAAAUCAUAAGUAGGAGGAAAUUUUCAACAUAUAAAAUCCAAUGAAUAUUUAAUCCGUCACAAAAACCAGUGUUUUGAGUCACCCUUUGCCAAGUAGGCUCCUCAAAGAAGGUUGCAUCCCUCUGUUGAAGCUGUUCUUUAGGAUCUCAUCUUAUACUCGCCAGGAACCUUUUUGAGAGUUUUUCCCCAGCCAUCUGGUCUUGGACCAUUGUCUGGCACUUCUUGGCAAACCUUGUCAAGCAGUGAGUCAGAAAAUAGAAGCUCUCUAAUUUUAGUUCUGACGACGGGCAGCAAAAUUUGGAUAGAAGAUUUGAUUUGUAGAUGGUUUAGCAUUGUACAUUCCUUUCGUAUUCUUACCAGCAUUUCAAGGGUACUUUUGAAUUACUUAUGCUGCUUAUAAUUUCAUUGAUUUUUUUUUCAUUACAUAUACAGCUGGAAUAACGCUUGCACUCUUUGGAGGAGUACAAAAGCAUUCAACAGAUAAAAACAAAGUCCCUGUGCGAGGCGACAUCCAUGUUCUUGUUGUUGGUGAGGAUUAUCUGGUUCUAGUGUUAGCGCCUCCAAGUUUUUUGCCUAAUAAUUUUAUCAUGAAAAUUUUCAUUUGCGUGAGGCAACUUUAUCUUAUUACCUCAGGUGAUCCUGGACUAGGUAAGAGCCAACUUCUGCAAGCAGCAGCUGCGGUGUCACCAAGAGGGAUUUAUGUGUGUGGCAAUGCAACGACAAAUGCUGGUUUGACAGUUGCUGUUGUAAAGGACCCCAUGACGAGUGGUUAUGCUUUUGAAGCUGGUAGUACAUCACUCUCACAUUUGUACUUGUUAGUAUUUAUCAUUUGACAACGCCCUUGAAUUUUUUGUUCUGAUCAGCUUUACAAACAUCCAAAUUGGAUGUUUCUAGACCAUCACCUUCCACUAGAAUAUGCAAGCUUAGCAUCCACUGUCCUAUUCACUGUGAAUAGAUUGUAUAGUCUGCUUUCCUUAUCACAAUGAUGCAUGAUAUUACAGAGGAAGGCUUGAUAUUCCAAUGCUCUUUAUGCCCCAAAUGCAUGGUAAGUGUUAAACUUCUUCCUCAAACCCUAGAUCACCAAGGUGACUGCUCCAUGACUCCGAAUUCAAGAAAACACAGAAAGACUACUUUAUUCAUUGAUCGGGCCCAUAUUAUAUAUGGGUUACAAUCGGUCCUCAUUAGUUUUCGGAUCUAAGGACCCAUUAUCAGUAUCCAUUAUAGUUAAUUAGAUCUCAUAAGGGUAUUAUUACAUAUAGAAAAAUAUAUAGACUCAAGAUAAUAACAGUUUGACACUCCUCAAACUGGUGUAUAGAUGUUUUCCAUUCUCAGCUUGUGAAUUAACUUGUGGAAUGCCGGACCUAGGAGGCCCUUGGUAAAAAUGUCCGCCACCUGUAAUGAAGAUUGAAUAUAUGUAGUUUGGAUGAUUCCUUGCUCAAUUUUCUCAUUGAUAAAGUGUCUGUCCACUUCCAUAUGCUUGGUUUGAUCGUGUUGCACAGGAUUAUUGGCAAUGUUAAUUGCUGAUUUAUUAUCGCAAUUUAACAUUAUUUGGUCUAUAGUUCUGGACUUUAAGGUCGUCCAAAAUACCUUUGAUCCAUGGUGCCUCACAAAUUCCUUGUGCCAUCGAUCUGAACUCAACCUCUGCACUAGACCUUGCAACUACAUUUUGCUUCUUACUUCUCCAGGUAACUAGAUUUUCUCCAAUGAAGGAGCAGUAUCCUGAGGUUGGCCUUCGAUUCACCACUGAUCCUGUAUAAUCUGCAUCCCUGUAGAUUUCUACUGAUGUACCACCAUUUCUCUUAAAUAGUAAUCCUUGGCCUACUGUACCUUUUAAAUAGCCCAGCACCCUAUGGGUAGCUUGAAGAUGUCAUUCCUUGGGUUCAUGCAUCUGCUGACUGAGGACUCUCACUACAAAAGCAAUGUCUGGACUGUCCUCAUCAUAAGUUCCGAGUUUCAAAUUUAGAUCCAUAAGAGUACCCAAUGGCUUGCACAUUAUUUUUUCUGCUUCUUGAAGAAGAUCAAGAAUAUAUUUGUGUUGAGAAAUGAAAAUUCCUUGUUAGGAAUAGGCAACUUCUAUGCCUAGAAAAUAUUGCAGCCGUCCGAAAGACUUGAUCUCAAAUAUUUUUGAAAGUUGUUGACUCAAAUUAUAGGCUUCUGCUUUAUCAUUUCUUGUAAUAAUAAAGUCAUCCACGUACAUUAGAAGAAUUGUCAUUCCAUAUGAAUGUCAGUGCUUAAUAAAGAAAGUAUGAUCACCACUACUUUGUUUAUAACCCAUACUUUUCAUGGCAUUAGAAAAUUUCUCAAACCAUGCCUGAGGGGACUAUUUUAGUCUAUAUAAUGAUUUUCUCAACUUACAUACCUUUUGCCCAUGAGAAGAUAGAUAAUACCCCAGAGGAAGAUCCAUAUAUAUCUCUUCAUUUAGAUCAUUAUGAAAGAAAGUGUUCUUCACAUCAUAUUGAUCAAGUGACUAACCAAAGCUUGUUGUUAGUGCAAUUAAUAUGCACAUGGUGUUCAAUUUUGCAAUUUGUGCAAAGGUCUCCAAAUAAUCAAUUUCAUAGGUUUGAGUAUAUCCUUUGGCAACCAGACAUGUUUUGUAUCUUUUUAGGGAUUCAUCUGAGCUAUACUUCACAAUGUACACCCAUUUACAGCUAACAAGUUUUUUGUGUUAAGGGUGAUAAACUAUCUCCCAUGUGUUAUUUUUCUCUAGUGCCUCCAUUUCUGUGUUCAUAGCUUUCUUUCAAUUUAUAUCCUUGCAAGCUUCUUCCACAGUUCUAGAUAUGACUAUGGAAUGUAAGCUUGUGACAAAUACUUUGUAUUUAGGAGAAAGACGUUAAUAUGCCACGAAAUUUGAUAUAGGAUAUAAUAAUUUCUUUGUGCAGGUUCUAGUACCUUUUCUUAAGACAAUAGGCAGAUCCAAUUGAUCUUCUUCAUUCACUAUUUCUUGUCUCGAAAUAUUCUUAUCAUCAUCUUCUGAAGAUUCAUUAUAAUCUAGUAAAUUCUCAGGAUGAGAAUUACUUACAAUAGGGACAUGCAUGCCUUCUAAUAUACUGUUCUUUUCUUUUGGAUAUGUUGCUCUCCGAGUAUACACUUAUGUUAUCUCCUUUGUAUGAGUAUUCCGAUCUUCAGGUGGAGAUGAAGUUAUUUCCGAUGAUGACUCAGUCUGAACUACGAUGUUGUCUUGACCAGAUGAUUCUUUGACUUUCAUCUGCUCCUCUCUUGUAGAUAAGAAAUAGUUUUCUCGUUCAUUAAAUGUAGCAUCAGCUGAAAAAAAAAAUAUCUUCAGUUCUAGAUGAUAACACCUAUAGCCUUUUUGAGUCAUAGAAUAGCCCACAAAAGCACAUUUAACUGCCCUCGGAUACAAUUUAUUUCAUGGAUUUUUUACAUACACAUAGGCUGUGUAUCCAAACACUUCUGGACUUAAGUUUGUCUUUUGCUUUAUGUGAGGGUAUUGAACCAUUAGAUCAAGUAGACUAUGAUAUCCUAAUGUCUUUGAGGGCAGCCUAUUAAUUAGAUGAACAGUCGUCAAAAGAGCUUCUCCCCAAAUAUAUUUUGGGACGAUGAUGGAACAAUAGAGCUCUAGUAGUCUCUACUAUGUUCCCAAUUUUCCUCUCUGCCACUCCAUAUUGUUGUGGAGUGUAAAUUCAUGAUAACUGAUGAACUAUCUCAUGUUGUCUAAAAUAAGAUGUCACGGUUUCAUUAAAAUAAUUUCUUGUAUUAUCAGAUCUGAACCUUUUGAUGAGAGUGCCAAAUUGAUUCUAUCAUGGAGCAAAAUGUUUGAAUUACCCCCGUUAUUUGAGAUUUGUGCUUUGUGCUUAAGAAGAUAGACCCAAGUGAGUUUUGUACUGUGAUCAAUCAAUAUCAAAAACUAGCCAGCUCCAGAGGUAGUAACCAUUUGACAUGGACCCCAAACAUCACUAUGUAUGUGAUAGAAGGCAGAUUUACUUAUUUCACUCACUCCUCCAUAGAUGGUUCGCUUAUGCAUAGACAAUUGGCAGGCAUUUUCUCCAUCACAUUGUUUAACAAAAGAAGGAAACAUUAUUCUCAAACAAUCAAAGGAGGGAUGUCUCAUCCGAUAGUGUAACAACUUGAUUUGAUUCAGUUUCCUUGAGUCAUUUCCUUCACUUGGUUCCAAGCCAUUAACCAUAAGUAUUGAAAUAGCAUUUUCUUCAAAAUAGAGUAGGACAUCCUUCUCUUUAACAGGUCUAAUCUUCCGGUUCGACUCCUUAUCAUAUAUGAAACAACCACCACAAUCAAGGAUUAUUUUACAAUUAGUAUCUUUAACCAACUGUUGAGGGGAAAUAAGAUGGCCCUUGAGAUUAGGAACAUGAAGGACGUUAUUCAGAAUUCUCACAUUCUUGAUCUCAAGACUUCUCAUACCAACGACUAGAAGAAUCUCGCCACCUGUAGUAAAAAUAUUUUUCUUCCCACUACAAAUGUAAUAUGUAGUGAAUUUUGACCUUUUUGGAGUCAUAUGAUCCGCAGCACCAAUGUCUAAUAUCCAAUUAAUAUUCAAUAAAGAGGAGAAUAUACCGAGAAACAUUUGAGGAUCACCUGAUCGUGCUAUAGAAGUAGAGCCGAAAAGAGUCUUCAACUUUUCAAUUUCUUCUUUCAGAAAAUUGAUUUUACCUGAUUCAUUGUUCUGAUUUGUAUUUUGAUGUAUCAUAACAGUAGGUUCAAUAGUUGGUUUUUCCUUUCCUUGUGUUACUAUAGCACAUACUUAUCCGUGUCUUUGAGGUUUUCCAUGUAAUUUCCAGUAAUUCUCUUUUGUAUUAUUCCUCUUUUUACAAUAAGUGCACCAAAGAUUUUCUCUAGUUUCUCUUUUACAUUGUUUUCCCACAUUAUUUACUUGUUGUUGUUGUCAUGUUGAUGAUACUUUUGAUUUUGUUGUAAACACAACUCCCAAAUCUUCUUGGGCACCACAAGAUACCAACUUUAGAUGUGUCUCUUCAUCCACCACGAUCUGAAUUGAUUAUUACAAACUUGGCACUUUCUCUCUGUUUAGAAUUUGACUUCUUAAGGACUCAAAUUCUACAUUCAGUCUCAUAAGAAAUUUAUAUAACCUUUCCUUCAAGGUGUAUGUCCACUCUCGAGAUUCUAGAUUUUGCACUAGCUGAUGAUGAUCAGUUUCUCUCCAAAUUACUUAUAAUUCACAAGCAUAUUCAAGUACUGAUUUCUCACCUUGUGUGAGAUUUGUAGCCUUGGUUACAAGGCUGUAUACUCUCUAAUCGUUGUUCAAUUUAAACAACUCUUAUGAGCUAUAUCCUAUAGUUAUUUAGUAGUUUUCACGAAUAGGUAAUUCUCAUAUACAUCUCCAACCAUCGUGCUAAGAAGCCAUGUAUGGAUGGUAGCAUCAUCUGCUCUCCAUAUAUUAUAUCUAGGAGUUGACAGAUCAAGAGUCUCUGUCAAAUGUGAACUUAAUCCUCUUCCGAGGAGGAUUAACUCCACAUAUUGACUCCACUAAAUUAAAUUAUUUCCAUCAUAUUUCAAUUUUUCUAAAAUACCUGGAAUAAUUUGAACCAAUUUCUCCCUUUCUGUAAUUGAUGAUUGUAUGGCAGAGGAGGAUGAUUCACUAACCCCUGAUGUUAGUGAAUUUCUGGUCUCUUUCAUUCUUUAGUUUUUGCGUGCUACUGGCAUCGGUAGAUUCUUUUCUUAUUUCUAUUCCUUCAUGUUUCUCUUAACCUCUCAAUCAAGGUCCAGAGAUUGUGGAUAAAGAUAGCACAGAUUGCAAAAAACUAGAAGAACAAAGUGUGAAACCCAACCUGAUAAUCGAGCUUUGAUACCAUGUUAAGUUUCUUCUUCCUCAAACCCUAGAUCACCAAGGCUGCUGCUCUAAGACUUCGAAUUCAAGAAAACACAGAAAGACUAUUUUAUUCCUUGAUCAGGUUAUAAUCGGUACUCAUUAGUUUUCGGAUCUAAGGACCCAUCAUGAGUAUCUAUUAUAGCUAAUUAGAUCUCAUAAGGGUAUUAUUACAAUAUAAAGAAAUAUAGACUCAAGAUGAAAUCUGACAAUUUGACAGGAAGAAGUACCUUUUUUUUUAUGAAAUUAAUUUUGAAAUAUUUCAAAUGAAAAAUUGAUGAAUGCAAAAAAAAGUUUUGAAUGGAUAACCAUUGGUGAGGAACAUUGGUCUGAAGUUUGAAAUCCAUAAAACGAAAAUGAUGAAAAAAAAAUUAGGAAGUAUAUGUUGAUUUUGAAACUGGGGAUUUUGCUUUCAAUACCAGAUGCUAAUUCUGAUAUAUGCUUGCUUUCAAAAAACAUGCGUACUUAUUUUAGUCAAGAUCUGUGUCACUGCCACAUUUCCAGCCAAAAAAGGUUACAAAUGGUGAUGAUGGGUCUAAAUGUUUUUUUGGUUAGUUGUUGACUGACCAAGUCAGGAGUAUUUUUAACACCUCAGCGUCCAUAAAAUUUUAGUUUUUACUCUUUGCAAAUCUUGUGUACGUAACAUUCAGUGAUCCCAACAGGUGCCAUGGUUCUUGCCGACCAUGGGUUAUGCUGUAUUGAUGAGUUUGAUAAAAUGACAGCAGAACAUCAGGUAUUUUUAUGUUAAAUUGUAAAAAGUAUCUGAUAUGAGUUAUCUGGGAUCGGGAUGCAUCUAAUGAAUUUCCUCGUUUGUAUGAUUCAGGCUCUCCUGGAAGCCAUGGAACAACAAUGCGUCUCUGUUGCAAAGGCCGGGCUUGUUGCAAGUUUAUCAGCACGUACUUCUGUUUUAGCAGCAGCAAACCCUGUCGGCGGACAUUACAAGUAAUGAAACUUUUAUAUUCAAUCAUGACCUCCGAAAUACAACGUGUUUAAUGUGAUAGCUUCUCUUAUUCGUGGUGUCUCGUUUAUAUUUUCCAUUGUCCGUCCGAACUUCUGACGAGUGUUCGUAAUGAAUAGCAGACAGUGACAAAAAGUAUAAAGAGAAUGUAAUGGGACACGUUUUCUGUAGUGGCUAGCAUUUCUAAACUGCUAGACGCUAGAGAAAACGCUAGAGAAAAACAUUCGAAUUAGACCAUCUAUUGCAUUUUUGAGAUUUUAUGGAAACAUUGUGCCCGUUAUUAUUGCCUCCGUUUCGGAAGUUUCCGUGAUUCUACAUUCUCAAUGGAUCCUUGGGAACAUGGCGAGAAUAGUGACCGGCAGCUUUCUGGAUGCCGACCUCUGAUCUAUUGAUAUUCUCUUCAGAGUGAGUCGGCACCUAGUCGAGUGUUAGAGGUGAACCCUUGUGAACUAGCUCAAAGGGCAAUGCUUGCUGGGGAGGAGGGGGGGAAACAAGAUACUUCCUGUUCAGUGGCUCUUCUGAACUUAUAGUCCACAUGUGGCCUCCUGACAAGAGGCUAACAAGAGAUGAUACAACAAAUUAUAACCAUCAAUUAUUUCCCGCCUUUCUUUGAGCAAGAAUACCCCCAAUUAUGCUAUGGCAGACUUGGGUUCACUCUUGGUUGAUUCUCAGGAGGCUAUGAAAAAAUAUAUAAAACAAUAGUGUUCUCACCUCUGUGGUUUUCUGUUGAAAUUUGUGAACUAGAUGACGAAAACGUUGUGGAGCAAUCUGUCCCUUUCAAACGCAGCCUUCUCUUCGUCAAAUGAAGCCUUCUUUGGUGACACUUAUCAGGCAGUCGAUUUUUUUGGUGACAGUUAGCUAAGUGGUGAUAAAAAUGGUGACAUAUUUUUUGGGCAGCAUUUGUGGGCGAGGUGAGAGACAAGGAUGUCACAAGAUAGCGCAUGGCUUUGGAUGCCCAAGGUUGUUGAAUAGCAAGAUGAUGCACAGGAGAUGUGUCUAAUGGGGUUGUUUGCGGUGGUCCAGUUCCAGAUGCAGACCCAAGGUGACAUUGGUUCAAAACUGCACGAUAGAUAGAGGAAAAAGGAAGGCAAGAGGUAGAGGGAAUGCAUCUCAAAGACGAAAAUAGCAUUUGAAAAAGCUGCCUCAAGGUUUGGUUUGAGUGUCACCAAAAACAAAUGAACAGACUUUUGCAGGUUGCCUUGUUUGUUGUCCACUAUGAUCCUUGUUCAUUUCUCAAGGCCCCUCGAAAUCUCUCGUCUACAUCAGAGAAAUAAGGAUGGGGGGUAAAAUACCAUUCCAAUCGUUUUAUUUCAAAAGCGUUCGGUGUAAUUUUAGCCCUGCUUCAUCCUGAUGGGCAUGUCUCUUUUUGUAUUUAAUUUUUACGUCUUAAUGCUAUUAUGUGUUCCACUGUAUAUCGUAUAAAUCUGCCUUCUGAAUUAUUCUGAUUUUUUUAUGGAUAAACAUUAUUCAGUUCUUGAUCGAGAUAUACACGGGUUUGAUGAAUUUCUGUGGCAUUCAGAUCGAUUUCCAUAUUUUAUUUGUCUGAUAUCGAUUUUCAAAGUUGGUUGACGAAGUUGUAUUUUUUUCUUCUUCUUCUUUUGCAGCCGUGCAAAGACGGUUAACGAAAACUUGAAAAUGAAUGCUGCUCUUCUCUCACGAUUUGAUCUGAUCUUUAUCUUGCUUGAUAAACCGGAUGAAAUGCUAGAUAAGCGAGUGUCUGAUCACAUCAUGGCAGUAAGUUCCAUCCUUUUUACAAUGUGCUGGAGAACGGCCAUAAAUGCUACCUUUGUGUCUGUCUAUGAAAGUCUAAUCAGUAGUGUCUGCUUUCCAAUGAUUGGAUUGACCUACGGUUCCUGUUUCCUAAACUAUGUUUCAUAAAUAUAUUUUCGUGGGGCAGCUCCACACUGGAAACGGACAGCAUUCCUUGCCAGCCAAGAGACAAUGUUUAGGUAAUAUACGGCGCUUUACUGCUAGUGCUACUUCUUUGGACCCCAUCUCACCUGUAUUUAUUCUCAUUUCAUUAUGCAGCUCUGCACAACGAUAGAAAUCUGAACAUCGGUCUUGAAAGUGGUUCCUUGGCUUUGAGGUUGAGACUUGACCCGGUGAAAGACAAAAACUUCGCUCCUUUACCUGGCCCUCUUCUCAGGAAGUAUGUAGCUUAUGCUAGACAGUUCAUCUUUCCAAGGUGAUUUCUGCUGAUUUAAGAUGGCGAGGUUUUAUCAUCUUAGCAAGCGCAACUCUCUGAUUCCUCUGUCCGUGGUGAUUUAGGAUGUCUAAACCAGCUGCUGAAAUUCUACAGAAAUUUUACUUGAAACUGAGAGAUCAUAACAUGUCAGCCGAUGGCACACCGAUAACUGCGAGGCAAUUGGAGAGCCUGGUGAGGCUGGCGCAAGCACGUGCCCGCCUGGACCUGCGAGAAGAGAUAACUGCCGAGGAUGCAAUGGUGAUUAACUCUCCUUGGCCCUGAAUUUACUUCCAACCCAACACUUGAAAUUGCACAUUAGCUUCAUUCACCUUCAUCAUCCAUAUCCUGUCCUGAAUUCACUUCAAGCUCAUCCAAGGCAAACUGCUUGCCACAUUACCUAUUCUGCCGCUCCUUUCCUUUCCCAUAGAAGUGCUAUCCAAGUGAGCGAGAAAGAGGCCUCAAUUUCUUCAGCCAAGAAAAGGGGAGAAACUGGGAGGAGGUCGCAAGCUCUGUGUCCUGGAGAGUUCUCUCUUACGUUGCUUGCCCAAGAAUAUAGAACUCAAAUUUGUUUAACUCCCUUCAAACUUUUUUGCGUACAUCUACGCUGAAUUAUAAUUUGCCCGCAUGCUCUUGCUUAGGCGGUUAUAAAAAACACAAAAGAAUAUUUACUCUGUGGGGGAGGAAAGACGGGCUUCAUCCAACCAGGGAGAAAGGAGAAAAGGAGAUAUACAGGGAUGAAAACAUUAUGUCACACGAAGGGAAGGAGAGACACUCUGGCAGCAACACAUCAGGGGGAAGGACGAUGAAGAGGAAUAGGAAGAACCAAUUUUAUUUCUCUCUCUGGGUAUUUAUGCUCACUUAUCGACCAUCCCCAUAUUCUUGGAGGAGAGGGGAUGAGAUGGUUCCUUCCUCUGUUCAUCCCUGCCUAAUUUGGAAGUUAUCUGGCAUCAGCUUAUCUAUGCUUUCUCAGCGACCCAAUCCAACUCUCUGGCCCUGUAGGAUGUGGUUGAGAUCAUGAAAGAAUCAUUGUACGACAAGUACGUGGAUGAGCAUGGAGUCGUGGACUUUGCCAGAAGCGGUGGGAUGAGCCAACAGAAGGAGGCAAAGAGAUUCUUAAGCGCGCUCCAUAAACAAUCAGAACUGCAACAGAAGGACUGCUUCUCUAUCUCGGUAAGGAAUCUUCAAUAUCUGUUCAGGCGUGUCUCCAUUGAUCAGUAAUGGGCGAUACCCACAAGAUUCUGUUUUGUUUUAUUCUAUUUUUAUAUUAUUAUAUUCUAUUAUAUUCCAGUUCUUUCAUCCUUUUACAAUGUGGGGCUAUUCUUAGAGCAGCAUCUGAAGCAGUAUAAGAGCUCUGUUUUCUGAUCCGAUGCCGUGCUAUCUCUGCAACAGGAAAUUUACAGUCUGGCCGACAGAAUCAGCCUGAGGGUCCCCGACAUUGAUACAUUUGUAGAAAAUCUCAAUAGUGUUGGAUAUCUGCUCAAAAAGGGCCCCAGGAGUUACCAGGUAUGGUUUCAUGACGCAUUUUUCUUCUAGACAUAAAUUCACACAUAUUGGACCCCUGUGCACAUGAAGGUGUAAGAUGAGAGAGAGAGAAAGAGAGAGAGAGAGGAGCUUCCCACGUGUGAAAAGUGUAGGAUCGCCACGAGACCCAUGAGCCCUCUGACCCCAGCACCAACAGUGUUCUGGCACUAAUUCUCGUCAGACCCGUUUCAUUGGUGGACAUAUGACCACUAGGGACGGCCAUCUUGAGAGAGAUCAGAAGUCAUGAAAGGAAAAACCUUGGAGAUCGACUGUGCCAUAUCGGGAACUAGAGAAGACAAACACUACCAAAGAUAGAGAGAAUGGGGCGCGCGGAAAUUUCAUGUGGGACAUUUGGAGGAGAUUUUCAGGUUGACCGUGAGAAAUUGGGCCCUCCCCUGUCGUGAACUUUAUCUUCAUCUCUCUCGACUAUGGCAGAUGAUGAGCUUUUGACCGUUUAGAUGUCUUGCUGAGUGGGAAAACCCGCAUGUGCAGGUGCUGUCCUCAUCGUACUCGCGCAGUCAACCAGCAAGCUAA